Messenger RNA from Nelumbo nucifera (sacred lotus), 3193 nucleotides. RefSeq names its product RNA-binding NOB1-like protein. Gene Ontology annotation, cellular component: preribosome, small subunit precursor. Lineage: Eukaryota; Viridiplantae; Streptophyta; Magnoliopsida; Proteales; Nelumbonaceae. Gene Ontology annotation, biological process: maturation of SSU-rRNA; ribosomal small subunit biogenesis. The record is from RefSeq and is a predicted model, not a curated record. Gene Ontology annotation, molecular function: RNA endonuclease activity.
UAAUCGGAAGAAUUCAAAGGAAACCCACUGUUCUCAUCUACCCCCUGUUCGAACGAAACCAGCGAGCGGCAGAGGUGGUAAUCCAGAGUAUCUUCGAAGCUAGACGAUGAGCUGAACUCCUAGUAGCGGUGCUCUUUCAUUCCCACCUAUAGUUGAACCAACUGCAGCCGUGGAUCUGUCUCCUCUCAAUAUCAGACUAAAUCCCCAAUAUGAUCGACGGUUUCUGAGUCAUCAUAAGCUUCUGCUCAUACCCAUCGAUAGUUGUAGAAGAUUCGAAGAGUGAGUAAAGUGAUACAAUCUUGAUUCCUCCGUUUCGUCAAGUGAUUCCAGGCCGAAAUCCCCACUAAGCAUUUAUAAUUCUGGUGCAACAAUGGAUGUUCCUUCACCAACCCCUGGUUGGAGCAACAUCGUUAAGAAACCACCACGUCCAACACAGCAAGAAAGUGCAGUGAACCGGGUUUUUGAGAGUUGUAAAUCAAGUAAAGGGAUCGCUGUUGCUGUUGUUGAUGCCAAUGCUUUGAUUCAAGGUGGAGAGAAGCUGGCCCACAUUGCUGAUAAGUUUGUUUCAGUGAGUGAAGUCAUGGAGGAGGUGCGAGAUCCAGUCUCUCGACACCAGCUCACUUUUGUACCUUUUACAGUGGAGACCAUGGAGCCUUCGCCUGAAGCAUUAAAGAAAGUUAUCAGCUUUGCCAGGGCAACUGGUGAUCUACAUACUCUUUCAGAUGUUGAUCUAAAACUUAUUGCACUGACUUAUACAUUGGAAGCUCAGAUCCAUGGGAUAAAGCAUCUCAGGGACAAUCCUCCACCAAUCCAUAUAGUAAAUGUAAAAAGGCUUGCUGAGAAAGAGAUGCCUGGAUGGGGCUCUAAUGUUCCUAACUUGGAAGAAUGGGAGGCUUUGGAACAUGCAGUUGAUACUGAAGGAAACCAUAAUUCGAGAAUCCUCCCUUUGAAAGACUUGAACUUGAAUACCAUCCCAGACAAUGUCCAGCUUAAUUGUGAAGAUGCUUCAACAGAAAAUGGUGGUGAAUCUCACUGUGAUGAUCAGGAUGAUGUUAAUCAUAGUUCAAAGGAACCUAGAAGAUAUAUGCAUACAAAGAAAGAGAUAAAAAUUGAAGGGAAGAAGAUGGUAGCCAAUGGAAUUGAUGCUUCUCAGGGACAAUUUGAUGAUAAUUCUAAUAAUUGGCUGCCUGCUGUGAGUCGCAGUACUCACAGAAGGUAUCUCAGAAGAAAAGCUAGACGUGAAUUGACCGAGGCAUCAUUGGAAAAAGAAGAUUACCCAGAUGUAGAGACUGAUGUGAAAAAUAAUGUUGAGGAGACUAGAUCGCAUGGUCUAAAUAACAGUUCUGAAGGAAUGCAAACCAUUAAUGUGAUUUCAGUAGAUGUAACUACUGAAGAGAAGUAUGAUGAUAAUGAUCUUUCUUCCAUCUUAAAGCAAAUGAGACUGGAAGCAGAUCCAUUGGAGAUUCUGCAAGAAGAUGAGGAGCAGAUCUUGUUUUCUGUGGAGCAGGGCACUUGUGAUCCUGUGGCAGUUGAAGCUAUAUCUAAUAAUACAAAUACUGCUGCUGAAAGAAAUGUUGAAAUAUGUAAAGAAGCAUCAAAACAGAUGGAGAUUUCAAGUCAGACCACUGAAACUAUUGAUGCAUCAUCUGUUGAUGACAACAGUAGUGAACAAAGUUGGAUGUUACGGUCACUAUCAGAGUCAACUGUGGCAUGUUUGACAAGUGAUUUUGCAAUGCAGAAUGUUAUUCUACAGAUCGGUCUACGUCUCUGUACACCUAGUGGAAUGCAGAUUCACGAACUGCAUAGGUGGAUUUUAAAAUGCCAUGCCUGCAAUAAAGUGACUGCUGAGAUUGGGAGGAUUUUUUGUCCAAAAUGUGGUAAUGGUGGGACUUUACGCAAAGUAGCCGUUACAGUUGGUGAAAAUGGGGUCAUUCUAGCAGCUCGUCGACCACGUAUAACCCUUAGGGGUACAAAAUUUUCACUGCCUUUACCUCAAGGUGGAAGAGAUGCAAUCACCAAAAACCUCAUUUUACGUGAAGAUCAGUUACCACAUAAAGUCCUGUACCCCAAGAUAAAGAAGAAAUCAAAUAAACAGGGAGAGGACAUUUUAACUUCUGACAAUAUCUUUGGCCCAGUUUCUGGCAAGAAAGCUCCUUUGAAACCUCCAAUCAGACAAGCAUUAGCAGUUUUCAGUGGAAAGAGGAAUCCUAAUGAUAAUCAUUAUUCUCGUUCUAAGCACUAGUUCCAUUAGGCAGCUCAAAUGGUGGCUUCAUCGCCUCUUUUUCAUUUCUUUAGCAUUAAUAUUCAGAAUGAGCACAGAAAAUGCACAUCACAUAGGAUCUAGUGGGUUUAUGACCAAAUCUGCCCCUUUCCUUUUUGAUUUUUUUUAGAACUUUUAUUUUGAACGGAAAGAUGGGCAGGUCUGGAGCCUUCUCGGACAUGUCUAUGGUUUUAUUCUAGCUUCUAUUACUGCACUUUCCCUUUGGCUCGGUUUGUUUGUGGUGCGAGUUUCAUCUUCAAUGGUGUAAAUGCAUGAUUGCAAAUAGGUUCGGUGUAAUUUUUUCUUUUAACCUGUGAUAUCUUUUUGUUUUUUAGAAGUAAAAAUAGUAUAUAAAAAUGAAGUAAUCUCCACUUUAUACACGAAGCCAGUCGAUGUGUUCUCUGGUUUACAUGAGAAAGAAUUGGGGUAGGAAGGUGGUGCGAAUUUUGCAAUAGUUUUUGAAAUACAAAAUUUUUGCUGCCUGAAGUGCAAAUGAGACAAUGAUCAAAUUUUAUAUUAGGUAGGACCAUUUGCAGGAAUCUUCUCUACCAAGAAGCAAGUACGAAAAAGAUGUUUGCAUUAACAAGCAUACAAGUGUUUGGGGUUCAUGGUGGAAAGACCAAUGGGGUUACAAGUGUUGCAAACAAAUGAUACGGAACACUUUGCACAGGUGCAGCUGGAACUGAGGCUGCUGAAGCCACAUCUGAUCUCAUGAUAUAUAUCUAACCGAUGCAGGAGCUGAAGAGACAAAAUUGGAACUUUCUGAAUUUUUUUUUGUAAUUUUUGGACAGUAGGUUAUUAAGUCUUUGAAUUGACUAGUUUAGUGGUUAUUCUUUUUGGUAAUCUUCUAUUGUUGAAGUUUUUACUUGAGUGAUUACAGUCUGUAAAUAUGUGUAUACACUAGGAUCAAUGAAGCUUAUAUGAGUUCCUAUA